CAAACCUGAUAGUCGAUUUACAUUCCUCUCCAAAUCUGCGGACUCGAAUUCCUGGCGCAUAUAAGUCGCUCAGAUCUAAUCUGAUCUCUUGGCUUUAAUUGGAUUGUUAUAACGUCCUUCUCACCCAUCCACAACUCGAACGCGCAUAGUCGCGCCAAACCGCGUCUUCGAAGCCCAUUCCAGCCACUAGACUAUUUUCCAACAAUCGAAAUAACAACCAUCAAGUUGCGCUAUCUGUGUAAAACAUACUUUCGAUUACUACUAAAAGUCGCUAUGUCGCAAGUUCAGAAAAAAAAGCAGGGUUUGUCGCUGGACGAAGAAUCAGCAGCAGGUAGCCCACAAGCGAGCACAAAAGGCAGACCGGCUGGAAAAUCCGUCGCGGGGAAAGGAGCUGUAGGCAAGAGGGCAAGAGAAAGUGCUGUCAGAGGUAAGCUGGGGUUUGUUUUUUCUUUUUGCGAUUGUGUGCUUGCAAGAAAUGCGCGCGCCCGGUUUACAAGGGUUCAAUUCGGAUUUCCGGUCGAGAGAAGGAGGUUGUUCUUAUCAAGCUCAGUAUACUAACACAAUUGACUUGAAUAGCUGGAGAUCCAGUCCCCCAAGGGAAGAAGCGCCGUUAUAAGCCUGGUACUCUAGCCUUGAAGGAAAUUCGCAAAUUUCAAAAGUCCACAGAUCUGCUACUUCUAAAACUUCCCUUCUCAAGAUUGGUACGUAUUUAUACCCAACCGAACAUUGCGGGGCGGGAUCUAAACAUGUCAUGAUUUUAGGUGAGGGAAAUCGCUCUCUCCGUGCGUCCUCAAGGUGAGGGCAUGCGCUGGCAAUCACAAGCUAUUCAAGCACUCCAAGAGUCUGCCGAAGCGUUUCUCGUCCAUCUGUUUGAAGAUACAAAUCUGUGUGCUAUUCAUGCCAAGAGAGUUACAAUUAUGCAGAAGGAUAUACAGCUCGCUAGACGUAUCCGAGGUGCAUGGGGUGGUUUGGGUUGAACUAUGAUAAUUACAUGCUAGAACGCUUUGUAAUUACUUUUGAAUUGCUUCUAAAAUCUUGUCAAAUUAGCUUGUCUGGAUAGGGAAUCCAUUUUCGUUAUAGGGAAGGCGUAUAUGGUUCAUGGCUUGUACAAGUCUGGGUGGAAUUCGAUUUAUAUUAGGAUGUACAGAUAUUGAUAUUCUAUGCUAGGUGAAG
Messenger RNA from Sclerotinia trifoliorum, 1173 nucleotides. The record is from the annotation of a GenBank genome assembly. NCBI's taxonomy places the organism in Eukaryota, Fungi, Ascomycota, Leotiomycetes, Helotiales, Sclerotiniaceae.